CCACGACUUUUGCACCACUCAGCAACCGCAGUAUUUCCGAACGAGCUGCAUCAUCCCAUUGCGUCGUUUGCAAGCUCGCUGGCUCGACCCCCCGACCACACCGCGGCAGAGGCGCAUGUCGAUCAGACCACCACGUAUAUUGAGCCGACGGUGAAGACGGCAGAGCUAGAUUGAACACCGUGACGUUCUCGCCACACACUUGCCGCCUGUCGGCACUUGGGAGGACAUCGCGCGGAUGAGCUGGCAGCAGGUCUCCGCCAUGGGAGCAGGCAACGGAGUCGGAGGGGGCAACAAUGCCGCCGGUCAGGAGAUGGGUGCCGUGCCGGGCAAUGGCUCCGGUCAGCCCCAGGCCACCGAGUACACAUUACAAGGCGUUAUGCGCUUCCUCCAAACGGAGUGGCAUCGGCACGAACGUGAUAGGAAUGCCUGGGAGAUCGAGAGGCAGGAGAUGAAGGGCAGGAUAGCCGCUCUCGAGGGUUCUGCACGCAGAGGGGAUGCCACCCAGAAGGCUUUGCGGCGCUAUGUCAACAUUCUCGAAAAGAAGGUCAAGGAUCAGGCACAGCAGCUGAAAGUGGGCAAAGUCCACGACACGACCGAGGGCGAGCAUGCCGUCAAACACCCACCCAUCGUCCACAGACAGGCCUUGAUUGCUGAGAAACUUAAGUCAUCAAGCGAUAAGCCGAAAGACGCGAUGCCUGGUCUCGAGGGUCUCGUGGGCGAACGGGUCCAAGAGGACGAGGAACGUGACAACCUCAAGGCCUUCCUGGACCAAUGUCAAGCCGAGUUUACCUACCUGAUGAUCACUCCCGCCAACCCCAUGCCGCCCAGGGAAUCCCCGCCGCUGCCCCUGAUGGAAGACAUGCGAGAAGGCGACUUUGGCAUGCCUGCUGGCUUGCAACCUCUGGACGCGGCCUUCCAAGCCCUGCGCCUGAGCCAGAACCACGUCAAGGAUCUCGCCUCGAGACCCCAGUCGAAUGCGAACCACCACGGUAGCCCGAUGCAACAGCAGCAGCAGCAGCAGCCACAGCAGCCACAGCAGAACAACAACUUUUUGAACAAAAACACCCAGGAUAUACCGUCCGCGUCCAUAGUGCGGUCUGGUGAAAAUGCUACUGCCCUCUACUCGAAUCCCACCGACUGGCCCCCCUCGGUUGGCGUUGCCGUCACCAACCAUGAAGAACCUGCAUUGAAACCGAACCACAACAACCCUGACCCCCCCCGCUCAGUCAACGCCGAAGGAACUGUCGAGAAGCGCGCCUCGACCGAAGCAGAUGGAUGGGAUUUCAGCGAGGGCAGCUUCGCCGACCCUGCACCCAACGCACAGUCUCUCCCGCAUGUCCCCUCGCACCGCCCAGAUACAGACGCCUUUCCUGCUGCCGAAUCCCUUCCAAAAUCUCCUAAUCGCAGCCCCAAUGCACACAGAAGAAAGAGCUCCAUAUCACGUCGCCGGAGUACCGAGCCGGAACUGUCGCUUAAUUCGCUGUCAGUAUCGCAGAAACCCGAGAGCGGCAUGUUCAAACUGCGUUACGGGUUGCGUGGCCAUCUGAACACGGUCCGCACUGUCAUCUUCUCGGGUGGAGGCAGCCCGGGCGAACCCGAGAUAUGCACCGCCGGCGACGACGGUUUGGUCAAGCGCUUCCAUAUACCACGCGACAGUCCUGCCGGCCACCUCAACUCUGCCUCGGACCUCGACGUCAGCGCCGAUUUCACCCACCGCGGUCACACGGGCGCCGUCCUGUGUCUUGCUUCGUGGUCUCCGUCGCCCAACUUCUCCACCGGCGGUCGUGCACAAGGGGACGGAUGGAUUUUCUCCGGGGGCCAAGACGCAUCCAUCCGGGUCUGGGAACGAGGUAGGGUCGACCCCAAGGCCACCAUCGACGGCCAUACCGAUGCCGUAUGGGCUGUCUGCGUUCUGCCCGCCACGCUAGGUGCUAUUUUCGGUCAGGUGAAUAACUACGGAACCCCUGAUCGUAUUCUCCUCGUAUCUGGCGCGGCCGAUGGCGCAGUCAACGUAUGGGCCGUCAGUGCACCUCCGCAGUUGAGCUCACCCCAACCCGCACCGGGGGCAUUGGGUAGCAGGAGGGGCGGCAGUGGGCGCGUACGUGGAAACUCCAUGUCGUCAGGGUCGCAGUUCCCCAACUCACCGCAGCCAAACAUGACACCGUCCGGUUCCAAGCCGUUCCACUCGACGCUUAUUCACAACAUCACACGCUCAGAUUCAAAUGGGGAGAAACUGUCAGCUAGCCCAACGUGCAUCACCCCCUUGGGGGCAAAUGGCGAGGCAUUCGUCGUCAGUUACGCUGAUGCCAGUAUUGUAGUGUUCGACACUCGGACUGGCGAGCAGGUUGGCAGCAUGGCGAGCCUUGAGACCUACGAUGGUACACCGGCAACGGGUGUGAAUGCUGUUGUGGCGACGACUUCUGGCCUCGAGCAGGCUUCCGGUGGAAACUUGAGCGACCAAGACGAGGGAGGGGGACCGACCGGUGGGGGGAGUGGCAGCGCAGGAAGUGGCGUCGAGGGUGUCAUCAUUAGUGGGCAUGAGGACCGUUUCGUGCGGUUCUUUGAUGCCAAUAGUGGACAAAAUACGUACACCAUGCUUGCUCACCCCGCUUCCAUCUCGUCGCUCAGCCUCUCGCCCGAUGGCCGUGAGCUUGUCUCCGCCGGCCACGACGCGUCGUUACGAUUCUGGUCUCUUGAGAAACGGUCUUGUACGCAGGAGAUCACGUCACACCGCAUCAUGCGUGGCGAGGGAGUCUGCAGUGUGGUGUGGAGUCGUGACGGACGCUGGGUCGUGUCCGCUGGUGGUGAUGGAGGCGUGCGGGUUUUUGGUCGAUGAUGAUUACCAUGCUUGCGCGAGCUUUUAGACAAGCGAGCUGUGCAACUGACUUCGCAUGUCAAUGCCUGCCCAGGUUACUUGCUCUAGGACGACGAAUUGCGGAGAAAAUAGUACGAUUACCUUACGUAACUUCGACUUUGGGGGCUUGGGGCAUUUAGAACGCCACAGAGACGUGUAUAAAAUAUAGCAUCCAGACCGCUUCAAGGUCUAUGUACGAACAGAAGAGUAAUACAGGGGACGUGCCGAUAGUGUUUUUGGCUUGAAUGCCAUUCUUGCCAUUUCGAUCUUGGUUGCCUCCAUGGUUCUAGUAGGAUUUCCUCUAAGGGUAUACUUUUUGUUGUAAGUAUAAUAACGGUCAUCGAAGGACAUCUCGGUCACGGUUGAACCGGGUUAUCUUGUACGUAGUACAUCACUAUGUAUCAUAUUGGGAAUCGAUGCUCAUCAGGUGGUGUAUCAUGUAC
Messenger RNA from Pseudomassariella vexata, 3297 nucleotides. RefSeq names its product WD40-repeat-containing domain protein. Bases 236 to 2836 code for a protein of 866 amino acids. The record is from RefSeq and is a predicted model, not a curated record. Gene Ontology annotation, molecular function: protein binding. NCBI's taxonomy places the organism in Eukaryota, Fungi, Ascomycota, Sordariomycetes, Amphisphaeriales, Pseudomassariaceae. The transcript is spliced from 4 exons.